This is a messenger RNA of Botrytis sinoallii, 831 nucleotides long. RefSeq lists its product as uncharacterized. The transcript has 2 exons. Lineage: Eukaryota; Fungi; Ascomycota; Leotiomycetes; Helotiales; Sclerotiniaceae. Bases 1 to 831 code for a protein of 276 amino acids. The record is from RefSeq and is a predicted model, not a curated record. Gene Ontology annotation, cellular component: membrane.
AUGGUGUACGUACUUUACGCCUAUCAACCUGGCACAACCAUUGCACUGGUUGCCGCUGCAUUAUUUGGAGCGAGUGCCAUAUAUCAUCUCAUAACUAUGUUCCGAAAGAAAACCUACUUUUACACAGCCAUGGUAGUCGGAGGUUUCAUGAUGACUGCCGGUUAUGUCUUUCGAUAUCUGUCGGCAAAAGAUACUUCUUCCAUAAUGCUCUACUCUGGUCAAUCGCUCCUCAUUAUCCUUCCACCUUCUCUCUACGCAGCAACCAUUUACAUGAUAUACGGCCGGAUCGUCUUAUUCGUCAAUGCACCAUCUGCAUCCGUGAUCUCUCCCAAAAACGUCACUAAAGUGUUCGUUGGUGGAGAUGUCGCAUCUUUUCUUAUGCAAUCUGGCGGGGGUGGUAUGAUGGCAACGGCCAGCAUGAGUUCAACUGGCGAAAAAUUGAUGGUUGGCGGCCUUCUCGUACAACUUCUUUUCUUCAGUAUCUUCCUCGUCAUCGCCAUUACUUUCGAACGUCGCAUGCGCUCACAUCCAAGAUUUUUCGAUAUCCCAGCUAAUGGAAAAAAACAUUGGCAUAAAUUGCUCAUGCUUUUAUUCGCAGCCGCGGUCUUGAUCAUUGUCAGAUGUGUAUACAGAGUCAUUGAGUUCUCACAAGGAUCGACAGGGACACUGAUGAGUCACGAGUAUUAUAUGUAUAUCAUGGAUACAGCACAGAUGUUGAUUGUGCAGUGUAUGUUUCACUUUGUACAUGCAGGAGAUGUUUUUCAAGAUGGGGUGGAUCCAAAGAAAGUUGCGUUGAUGGGUGAUAACUAUAUUGGAUUGAGCGAGGUAUAG